AGAUUAGAGUAAAUGAAUAAAUCGAUAUCGGAAAUAGAAGUUGCGGCUGUGUAUUGUUCACAAUAUUAUCGAAUUAUAAUCGAUAACGUUUAUUACAUCAGACGAAAAUCACCAGAUUUUUAUUUUGUUUUUUUAAAUACUGUCGGCUGAUGACUUCUUCACCACUGAUAAACAUGAAUUUUAUACUUUUUCGUACAGAAAUUACACAAUGGUUAAACUGAUAAUUGCCGCCGCUAUAUUAGCCGUUGCUUUUGCGGCACCCGCCGAAAAGAUAAGGGUUCCGUUCCAUAAGCUACUCGCACCACGUGAUCCAUUCCCUGAACCGAAGGAAGAUGUACCAAUUCCAUCGGAAGUCUCGCUCGAAUCGAUUGUACAACGUCUUGACAAUUUUAACCCAUCCAACUUGGAGAUUUGGGGUCAAAGAUACUAUGUGAACAAUGCUUAUUACACACCCGGAUCCCCAAUCUUCUUGUUCUUAGCUGGUGAAUGGACCAUUACACCAUAUCGAUUGACUAACAGUCUGAUGCAUGAUAUUGCCAGUCAAGUGAAUGGUAGUUUAUACUACUUGGAACAUCGUUACUAUGGCGAGAGUCGUCCAACACCAAAUGUUAGCGACGAAAACAUUAGAUUUUUGACGCCCGAACAAGCCAUAGCAGAUGCAGCUCACUUCGUCAAUUUCAUUCGUACAAGUCUAGAUGGUGCAGCUAAUUCACCCAUUAUCUUAGUUGGUGGUCAUUAUUCUGCAAGUUUAGCUGUUUGGUUCCGUCAACGGUAUCCGCAUUUAUCAGCUGGUGUCUGGGCAUCGAGUGCACCCCUACCAUCUGUUGUCGAUUUCGAUGGAUUCAAGGAAGCUACCGGCGCUGCUUACCGUGCCGUUGGAGGAGAUGAAUGUUACGAUGCUCUUGAGCUCGGUUUCGAUAGAAUGCGCGCACUUUUCGAUGCUGAAGAUUUUGAAGAAUUAACUGAAACAUUCUAUCUAUGCGAUCCACUUGAAGAAGAAGAUGGUCCUCAUUUCUUCAGUUUAAUGGCUGAAUUUUACUCAAUUUUGCCUCAAUUCGAAUUCGAAGAAUUCAUUGAAGCCACCUGUAAUCACAUCAUCGAAGGACAAAGCUCAAUUGAAAGCAUUGCCUAUCUGCUAAACAAUUUUAUUGACAUUGAUGGAGGACAAUGCAUCGACAUUGAUUAUGAUUACAUUAUUGAAGCUGAACGUCAAAUCGAGUGGGACUCCCCAGCUGUUGCAGUUGGCUACAGACAAUGGACCUACCAAUUGUGCUCACAGAUCGGUUGGUUCCACACAAGUGGAUCACCUAACCAGCCAUUUGGUGACAAAUUCCCAGCUGAGCUUUAUCAUGCCGGUUGUCAAGCAGUCUUUGGUGAUUCAUUCACUGAGGAGCGACUCAACCGUAACUCAGAACGCUUCAACACAAUCUAUGGUGGUCUGGAACCCGAUGUGUCCAAUGCAGUUUUCGUUUACGGUCAACACGAUCCAUGGUCCGUACUCGGACGCCGAACCAAUUUGAGUGAUGAUGCUGUCGCUAUUGUCAUUGAAGGCGCUACUAUGGGUAAUGAUUUGGGACCACGUCACAGAGACAAUCCUCCAGCAUUGGCAGCCGCUAAGGAUCAAAUUGAAGCUCUUAUUCUUGAAUGGAUUGAUGAAUUCAACAAUUCCAACUAAUUUUAUCAUUGUUUGUCUUUGUGCUUGCAGCAAUGGGAGUAUGAUAACAUAGACGAAUUAAACGAAUAUUUUCUUAUAAAAUGA
This is a messenger RNA of Bradysia coprophila, 1759 nucleotides long. Its product is annotated as putative serine protease K12H4.7. Gene Ontology annotation, biological process: proteolysis. The record is from RefSeq and is a predicted model, not a curated record. NCBI's taxonomy places the organism in Eukaryota, Metazoa, Arthropoda, Insecta, Diptera, Sciaridae. Gene Ontology annotation, molecular function: serine-type exopeptidase activity; dipeptidyl-peptidase activity.